UGUGCGUUGUUGUCAAAUGACGGCAGUCUGAUACUAGUAUGGAGUGAGAUUAUUAUAGUUGGCCAGACGGUAGGGAUUCAAUAUAGUGUGCACAACACCGAAACAAUAAGGAACCCGCUGAUCAAUUCAAAUGGACAAAAAUACACGCAAAGUACGGAAUCAAGACAUUAACCCAUGCAUUGAAGAAAGCGAUGGAUCGCAGAAGUGCAUGGACGUCAACAACUAUGAUAAGAGUAUGUGUACUGUAUACUUCCUGAGAUAUAAAAACUGCAGGAAAUACUGGCACAACAUCAUGAUAGAAAGAAGACAUGGUGGCGUGAAACCGGACAUGCCAACUGCUGAGGAACGACAGCAGAUCUUGACUUCGAUUGGGGGAAAGCCUUACUGACACAUGAUAAAGGCAACACAGGGAUGUGUUUGACAGUUUGUGGCAUGCUCUUAUGGAUGGAAACUGUCACGCUCCUGCCUUUCACCACACCUCAAUACCAGUGCCACAUAGAGGCGAGGCAGCCAUCGUGGAACAUGUACCAAGCAUCAUACCUCAAAGCAGCUUUUAAGUUAUUCUUGAUGCUCAAUGACUCAAUACAACGUUAGUCAAGCAAGUCUAGUUUCUUCUGGAAAGUUUCGGAAAAAAUCUGGCCAGAUUUUUUAACUGGUACCCUGACAAAAUAACUUAAGCUACAUUUACUUUGACCAUAAUACAUGUCAUAUGAAAAUAAAGACAAUGUAUAAGAA
Molecule: messenger RNA, 735 nt
Organism: Hypomesus transpacificus
Lineage: Eukaryota; Metazoa; Chordata; Actinopteri; Osmeriformes; Osmeridae
Gene: chchd7
Product: coiled-coil-helix-coiled-coil-helix domain containing 7
Exons: 4
Coding region: 131-388 (85 amino acids)
Source: RefSeq, a predicted model, not a curated record